This is a messenger RNA of Tarenaya hassleriana, 2501 nucleotides long. Its product is annotated as B3 domain-containing transcription factor NGA3-like. The transcript has 2 exons. The coding region runs from base 828 to 1826 and encodes 332 amino acids. Lineage: Eukaryota; Viridiplantae; Streptophyta; Magnoliopsida; Brassicales; Cleomaceae. The record is from RefSeq and is a predicted model, not a curated record. Gene Ontology annotation, molecular function: DNA binding; DNA-binding transcription factor activity.
CAUAGUGCUCCUGUAUGUAUGUAUGUAAAGAGCGCUAACACGAGAUUGAUGUAAAGGAUAAGAAGCACACUUCUUACAUGAGCAGAGCCAUAUCAUCCAUAUAUAGGCCCUACGUAUUACUCUCUCUCUUAAUUAUAAGUGACGAUCUGUACGAAGCAUCUCAAAGCUAGCCACCAUGUUCUUCACUCUCCAGAGAGAUAGACGAACAGAAAUGUCGAGAGAUCCAAUUGUUGGGCGAGAACCUUGUUUGCUGAAAGAUUGAUUUUUUGCUCAUUCUUUUUCCUUAUGUUUUUAGAUACGUUUAAAGUAGUCCCUUUGUUUAUUAAUUUGUUUGUCAAAUUAACACAUCUUUCGAAUCUAGAUUUAACAGAAAACGAUACAUAUAAUUUUCCUUAUGAUUUGAACUAUUUACCUGUUAAAUAAAAGAUGCAAAAAUAAUUUCAUAAGAAAAAUCUGUUUUUUUUUUUCUGGGUCAUUUGGGGUCAACGUCGAUCGUGAAGAACAAGAUCAGCAAGCAGUGUUCUUCUUGAAUUUGAGUAUAUAGCUUGUUCUAAUUCUAGGGUUUUUAUGUUUUCCUCUUUAUUGUCAAAGAUUAAGGCAGCGACCAUGUGAAUUCCAUCGAACCCAAAGAAUAUAUCCCCAAGCAUGCUGUGUAUAUAUACAUCUCUCUCUUGCAAGAUCUCGAGUUGGGUGCUACUCAUCAUCAUGAACAACAAUAACCCAUUAUCAAUAAUCCAAUAACAAGAAAAGGGUUUGAUCUUCAACACGAGUCGCUGAUCCGCCUCGUAAAACGAAUUACGAUCCGCCGGAAAACUCGCGUAAUUCUCAUGGAUCUGUCACUAGCGACCAAAAGUUCCGACCAAGAACAAGACAUAGAUCAAGAAAUCUCCGCCGACAACAACAACAUGAACGUGCCGGUUCCGGUGGAGAAGGAGCACAUGUUCAACAAGGUGGUGACGCCGAGCGACGUGGGGAAACUGAACCGUCUGGUGAUACCGAAGCAGCACGCCGAGAAUUACUUCCCCUUGGAUUCGUCGUCGAGCCAAAACAGCACGCUGUUGAACUUCCAGGACAGAAACGGCAAGAUGUGGAGGUUCCGUUACUCGUACUGGAACAGCAGCCAGAGCUACGUCAUGACCAAAGGAUGGAGUCGCUUCGUUAAGGAGAAGAAGCUCGACGCCGGAGAUAUCGUGUCGUUUCAACGCAGCGUCGGUACGGAACCCGCGAAAUCUAGGCUGUUCAUCGACUGGAGGCACCGUCCCGACAUUAACCUCGUACGGAAUCCGACAAUACCCUCUUCUUCACUCUUCCUCCACCAUCAUCAUCCUUAUCAGUUCGGUGAUUUCAAUUUUCCGACGUCGGUACAUGGCAACAGGCUACCGGAAUAUUCCGUUCCCUGGGGCUUAAACUUCGACGUUCGUAAUCCGCAUCAUCAGUACAACCGACAAGAACGGGAGAUUAUAGGGUAUGGAUAUGGUAGUUUUGUCGGGCGAUGCUGGCCGUCGGAUCAGCGGAGCCCCUGUGGAUCAGAGCCGUUGGUGUUCGACUCGAUCCCGGUGGUUGCCGGGAGGAUAACUCCGGCGGUUGUGGCGGAGUUGCCGCCGCCGGAGGUGGCUGCAGCUGGGAAGAGGCUAAGGCUGUUUGGAGUAAACAUGGAUUGUGGUACGGACGAUCAUCAUUCCACUUCUCCCGGGAGAGAUAUUGUGUCACGUGGCGAAAUGGGUGCAUCGUCUUCUUCAUCUUCAGCUCUAAGGUUAGGAAGGUCGUCAACUGAUGAUGAUCCAAAUGCAAGGAAAGGGAAGUCUCUGUCUUCCUUUUUCUCUUGAUUCGGAUCCACAUGAGGACUCUAAUUGGACACGAAGCUAUACGAGUUCUUAAAGACAAGCCGCCGAUUAAUUAAUAAUGGUAGAGUUUAAUUUCACAAUCUUUUAUUCUAUCUUCUCUCUUCUUUGAUCUUAUUUUGGGUCUAAAUCAUCGAUUCCAGUGAAUUGAGAGGUUCAUUCUAGAAUCAAUCACAUUGAUUUUUUUAUUUAUUAAAGAAUUCUGAAUCAAGGUGUUCUUCACAUCGAGAGUUUUAGGUUUUGUUUUUAUGUUGAAACUGGAAUCAAUUGUAAUAUUUGUGUAUAUAAAUAUUUACAAAGACAAAAUUAUACAAUCAUAUAUCUGUAUAUGUUUUCAGAUUAGUCUAGAGCUUUCAACAUGUUCUGGACGGGAAAUUUUAUUAUCCCAUAAUUUUGGAAAAUUCCCGUCAUUCUACCAUGAAAUAACUAGCCGGUUCACUGUGAAGUGAUUCACUAUCCCAUCAAGCGAACUAUGUUCGUUCAUAAACUGUACUAUGUGCCUAUUUCCCCUACACUGACAAAGUUUCAUGGUACAUUCUAAGCUCAUGGUCAGCUAGCUCCAAAUCUCUCUCUCUCUCUCUUCUUUUCUCUUCUGGUCCUAAGCCUAUACAUACAUAUGUAUAGUUUGUUUGGUUAGUGGUGUUUUGCUCAUUUAAAGAG